Molecule: messenger RNA, 261 nt
Organism: Staurois parvus
Lineage: Eukaryota; Metazoa; Chordata; Amphibia; Anura; Ranidae
Source: the annotation of a GenBank genome assembly
AGUGUAGCCCCAGCAGUGCCACCUUCAGUGCCACAUAUCAGUGCUGCCAAUCAGUGCCAGUCAGUGCCGCCUAACAGUGCCAGUCAGUGCUGCCUAUCAGUGCUAGUCAGUGCUGCCUAUCAGUGCCACCUAUCAGUGCCAACUAUCAGUGCCAUAUAUGAGUGCUGCCUUUCAGUGCCCAUCAGUGAUGCCUCUCAAUGCCCAUCAGUGCCACCUACCAGUGCCUCCGCAUCAGUGCCACCUAUCAGUGUCCAUCAGUGC